AUAGAGCGCCACCUACAGUCGAGAUUUUACCAAUAACAACAACAACCAACUAGCUGAGCGCAGAGAAUCCAUACCAAAGUCUAGAUAAAGCAGGAUUGAUAAAGGUCAUCAUGCGUUCGCUGAUAAGGCUCACAUUUCCUCUGGCAAGACACUACUGCAAUCGUAGCAUCCCAUACAAGACUGAUGCCACUCACUCGGGCGUCAACCUCACAGAGACCACGCCUAGUUACCGCGUGGACCAGUCUUCUGCCCUCACCGACACCUCGGUCAAACACUCAGUUUUCAACGAACAACGAGUCAGGGUUCAACUACGUCAGCUUGGAGAUGGAAGCGUUGAUCUGGUCAAAGACGACGAGACGGGGAUAGCGAGGAUUGUUCUGAAUAAUCCUAGCAAAGGAAACGCCCUAUCAGGAAAAAUGAUGGUGGACUUCUCAGAUGUCAUCGAUGACCUGGAAGUGUGGGAGCAUGGCAAGGGUUUCAUUCUCCACGGCAACGAAGAGAGUGACCAUUUCUGCAGUGGUGGUGACCUAUCCGUCUUGUGCGGCUUGGAUAAACCUGAAGCCGGGGGAAUGAUGUGCCUCUUCAUGCAGAGCACCCUGGGAAGAUUGCGACACCUCCCGCUUAUCAGUGUCGCACAUGUUCACGGGCAAGCGGUAGGGGGCGGAGCUGAGCUCUCGACGGCGUGCGACUUCCGCCUGUGGACGGAAACCACGCAGCUCCAGUUCAAGCAGGCCAUGUUGGGACUCUCCCCCGGGUGGGGCGGCGGUUCGCGGCUGGUGCGCCUCGUUGGACCGCAGAAGGCGCUGCAGCUUCUCGCGGGUUGCCGAACGGUGACAGCUACAGAAGCGCUGGAGAUGGGCCUCGCCGAUGACGUCUUGCCAAGUAGCAGCGAUAGUGUGCAACAUGCUGUUGAGUGGUUAAGUCAAUACACACGUGCAUCUGUAGACAUAGUAAACGGCAUCAAGGAACUCGUGCUCGCAGCCUCUCACCUACCUCUGGACAAAGCAUUAAAGGUUGAGCGUGAGAUAUUCACCAGUCGCUGGUGCAGCCCAGAGCAUGUAGAAAAAUUCAAGAAUGUUUUAGAGAAAUUACAGAAAUAAGCCUGUUGACCAACUCAAUGCAUGUGGAAACCAAGUAAUAUGGAUAAAAAUUUGAGAUUAUAAUGAUUUCAGUUUGGUUGCUUUCUGAAUUAACAUCGUAGGCUGCAAUAUCCUUUCAAAUAUGUAUUUAUUUAUGUAUGUUAUUGUCUUCCUUGUAAUGGAACAGGUGUGUUGAAACAUUUUUCUUGCAUCUAGACUGCUAAAUGAUAGAAUACUUACAGUAGUGACUGAGACAAAGAAAAGAUUUAUUGUGUCUUGCACUGUUUGACUGAAGUGAGUAUUAAAAUGAACUUAAAGUGUAACAAUCAUCUAAAAAACUAAACAGAGUACAGCUAGAAUGUAUAAAUCAACCUCAAAAACCUUGCAAAGCAUUCUAUGGGCUAACAGAUAAGGAGUAUGAAACAAAUGAAGUUUAGGAUAAUAUAGCUCGCAUGGAACCUAAUACUGACUUGGGCUUCGUGUUGGCCCUAUUAUAUGAAAGUGCAUGUGGGUGCGUGGCUGUCCAAAAGUCUUACAAGUUGUUUUUAUGUUAAUUGAAAGUGCAUUUCAACUUGCAAAAUCUCUUUACAGAAGUAAUAUUUGAAGCUCAUAUUGUGAAUAUAGUUUUAUUUUGUGAAAUUACGAACGCACAGAACAAAUUAUUUGUUGAUGCAUGAGCCCUAGGCACAAACGAAAAUAGAAUUUGGGGGUCCAGGCUAAGAUGUUGGCUGCCCAUGUGUCGGGGGCGCCUGUACAUGUAAGUGUUGAACUCUGCUUUUAUAAUGAAUGUGACAUUGUGCCAAAUCUUCUGAUGUUUUUGUUGUCUAGAAGCUGAGAAUGAUUUUAACAGAACAAGAAGUGACAUGUAAAUCAAAGCAUGUUUUAUGAUAGGAUGAUUGUGGUUCAUGUACAUCUACAACUAAAACAUAUGGGCUCAGAGACUACAUGUACUUUAAUGUACAUGUAAAUAGAUUAUUAUUGUUCAUGUACAUGUAUGUUGAAGAAUGAAAUGAUUUGUUUAAUGUGACAGAGAUUUGCCAAAGACACAUCAAUGCAAAGUGUAAACAAUUUUUGGUUUAACAUGUAAAGGUAUUAUCUUUCUGAAAAACUUUUACACAAACAUAAGCUGCAUGUGGCAGUCUAGCUUGAACAUAAAUGAACAUACAUGUAGAUUAUUAUUAUAUGUUGAAGAAUGGAAUGAUUUGUUUAAUGUGACAGAGAUUUGCCAAACGUACAUCAAUGCAAAGUUGCAAACUGUAAACAAUUUUUAAUUUUUGGUUUAACAUGUAAAGGUAUUAUCUUUCUGAAAACUUUUACACAAACAUAAGCUGCAUGUGGCAGUCUAGCUUGAACAUGAAUGAAUGUGCUAUUAGUAGUUAAAUGAUA
This is a messenger RNA of Strongylocentrotus purpuratus (purple sea urchin), 2465 nucleotides long. RefSeq names its product ethylmalonyl-CoA decarboxylase. NCBI's taxonomy places the organism in Eukaryota, Metazoa, Echinodermata, Echinoidea, Camarodonta, Strongylocentrotidae. Gene Ontology annotation, molecular function: enoyl-CoA hydratase activity. Gene Ontology annotation, cellular component: cytosol. The coding region runs from base 111 to 1100 and encodes 329 amino acids. The transcript has 3 exons. Gene Ontology annotation, biological process: fatty acid beta-oxidation. The record is from RefSeq and is a predicted model, not a curated record.